Molecule: messenger RNA, 1707 nt
Organism: Lodderomyces elongisporus
Lineage: Eukaryota; Fungi; Ascomycota; Pichiomycetes; Serinales; Debaryomycetaceae
Gene: HNM1
Product: Hnm1p
Exons: 1
Coding region: 1-1707 (568 amino acids)
Biological process (GO): transmembrane transport; amino acid transport
Cellular component (GO): membrane
Molecular function (GO): transmembrane transporter activity
Source: RefSeq, a predicted model, not a curated record
AUGAGCAAAUUUGAAGAAAAAGGGUUCGAUCUGAUGAACUCACCGAGUUUCAGAGAUUCCGAAAAGAGAAUAGAUGUUGAAGACUCCAAUAGCUUUACAUCUUUCUCCAAACACCAUGGUGUUAAUGGUGGUGUUAAUGGUGGUAUUGGUAUUGGUAUUGGUGGUUAUAUUGCAUCUUCUGAUGGUGAGGACGAUAAAGGUGGUAUCAACAAUGGAAAUGUCACUGCCACCGGCGAGAUGAAGAGAAACUUUUCAAAUUUGAGUCUUGCCAUGAUUGGGUUUUCCUUGACAAACAGUUGGCUUGGUAUAUCCUCAAGUUUGGUCACUGGUAUCCAAUCUGGUGGCCCCAUCUUGAUUGUGUACGGUAUAUUGAUUGUCGCCUCGGCAUCCAUCUGUGUUGCCGUAACAUUGGGUGAAAUGGCAAGUGCCAUGCCUUCAGCAGGUGGCCAAUAUGUUUGGGCUCGUGUCCUUGCACCCAAAAAGUAUUCGAGUUUUUGGGCCUAUAUCACCGGUAGCAUCUCAUGGGGUGGCUCUAUUUUCACUACAACUUCAAUGAAUAUUGCAUUGGCCUUGCAAUUGUUGGGCUUUUGGAAUUUAAACCACCCAGAACACGUUACUAAAAAAUGGGAGAUAUUUGUCAUAUACAAUAUUGUAAACUGGUUCUUAUUCUUCUUCAAUAUCUGGCACAAGUAUCUUCCAAUCAUUGGAAAUAGCAUCUUUGGUAUCAGUUUGAGUUCAUAUACCAUUAUUUUGAUCACCGUGCUCGUUUGCUCAAGAGGUAAUUACAAUGACGCUAACUUUGUAUUUGCCGAGUUCACCAAUGGAACUGGUUGGCCAUCACAGGGAAUCGCCUUUAUUGUUGGACUCAUCAACCCCGCAUGGUCCUUUGCCUGUCUCGAUAGUGUCACACACUUGAGUGAGGAAACAUCGCAACCAGAGAGAGAUAUUCCCAAAGCAGUUUUGUCCACUGUAGCAAUUGGAUUUGUUACUGCAUUCACGUACUCGAUCGCCAUGUUUUUUUGCAUCACCAAUCUCGAAGACAUCAUUGUUUCAACUACCGGUAUGCCCAUUCUUGACAUUUAUUAUCAAGCUUUGGGCAACAAGAUAGGUGCCACAUGUCUUGGUGCUUUGAUAUUUCUCACGGCAUCUGGAUGCACAGUUGCUUGUCAAACAUGGCAAGCCAGAUUAUGCUGGAGUUUUGCAAGAGACAAUGGUUUACCAAUGUCCAAGUACUUAUCAAUCAUUGACCCCAAGACAGGUGGCCCCUUGUAUGCACACUUGUUUUCCACUGUGAUUGUGUCCAUUGUUUCCGUAUUGGUGUUUUCCGAUGCUGCAUUGCAAGCUACUGCAUUGGCCUGUGUUUCCUUCUUGCUCAUUGCCUAUUCGAUCCCAACAAUCUGUUUAUUGGUGCGAAAACGUCAAAUUCGUCAUGGUCCAUUUUGGUUGGGCAAGGUUGGUACAGUUUGCAACAUUGUGUUGCUUUGUUGGUGUGUCUUUGCUUUGGUGUUUUUCUCAUUUCCAGCUUAUUACCCAGUCACUGCCGAGGGGAUGAACUACUUUUGUGUUGUUCUUGUCGUUUAUGUCAUUUGUAUGCUUGCAUACUGGUGGUUCCCAAUGAAGAAGUAUUCGUGUAAGCAAAAUUUCCGUGGUGGACAGCAUAACAUGGAGGAAGUUGAGUUUCCUCAUGUUUGUUUGACUGAGUGGUAA